GAGAGGAGAGGAUAAAUAGGAAUGAUCGAAGUGGAAUAAUAAGUGCAUCGUUUUCGAAAACGACGAGUCUGAUGAAAAGUUGAUGAUUUCGUGUCCGUUGAACGGCGUAUGGCUCGCGAUCGGUCCAAUCGAUCCUCGUUGCCUCGUCUGCCGUGGAGAUUCGUAACGACGCUCCGGCACGUAGAACGACCGUCGUCCAACCGUGGUCGUUUGUUCGUAGUAAACGGACGGGGGGGAAGAAGGAACGCACGAUCGACGAGCAUCGUUCGGCGACAGGUGAUUUUCGAGGAUAGCGAUCCUGGCUAUUGCUGGAACACGUUGUCACGGUGGCCGGCGAAGUGAUAUACAAGGAAGCAAAGACGGAGCGUUCUCGCAGCAGCGCAGAGGAUACGAUAAUACCGUAUUGGAAUAGGGGAAAAGUAAAUCCUGCGAUAAGGGUGGUGGUGGUGGACGCGGAGCGGCCUGGAACGAGGAGGGUGCCCGUAUUUUCGAAGGAAAUGCGCUGCUAGCAAAUCGGCAAGGUGUCGCCCGAAUUUUUGAGCACGCUGAGGUGGAGGAUGGAGGAGCUGGAAACGCUGGAGAGCACGGAGUGCCCCGAGUGCCCCGGGCCACCCCCCGAGUUCCGGUUACCGCCACCCCCUCGGCCACCCUUCCUCACCGACGGCACCUUUUGCUCGGAGGAGCCACUCACCGAGAUCGAAGAUUGCGUCGCCAUCCCGAUGAUCGACGCGUCGUACCACACGAAUCCAUCGCUUCAAAGCACCGCCUCAUCAUCACCUGCGCGGUGGUACUUCUGCUGAUGGCAGCGAUCGUGUCCGUCG
Apis florea (little honeybee) is the source of this 821-nucleotide messenger RNA. It is a transcript of the gene pxb, whose product is annotated as putative Hedgehog signaling attenuator pxb. The record is from RefSeq and is a predicted model, not a curated record. Lineage: Eukaryota; Metazoa; Arthropoda; Insecta; Hymenoptera; Apidae.